UGUUAAUUGGAGUAAGUAUCAUCAUCAACCUCAUGUCCACCGCACAGUCUACACCUACAUCCCCAACGGCCCAACGUGUGAAGUCAGCUCCUAGAGUGGUCUCGUCUCCGCUGCGACCAACGUCUCCUCAAAGCUCUUCAACCCUAAUUCCGUCCAAUUCUCGUCGAUCCUCGCUUGGUGUUGGACAAACGCCUCGGACAAAAACCCCUCCAGGGCCUCUUGCAAAGUCUCGUGCUAGAGAUCUCUUGAGGAGGCACUAUGGCCUCGGAGUAGGUCCACCACCACCUAUACCUGGGAAAUCAGAUGACCCCAUGGAUCUAGAUUCAGCAGCCUUUGACGCAAAAUCGUACUACGAACAACUCAUAACCGCAUCAUCUCUGUCGGCUCUGCUGAAGCGAGAGAAUGACCUACUGACAGGUUCUGAUACGAUAGCUGCGAUGAAGACACGGGCGGAGGGCUUGGACGCAGACCUUGACCUACUUAAAGCAGCGUUCUCAGAAAUAUCUCGCUUGGGUGCUAAAGUUUCCAUCGAGGAACAGCCUCAGCAUGCAGAUGGGAACUCCGAUUCAUGAGUGCCUCCGCGGUCAUCGCUGAGCGCUGAGGCCUGAGGAUACAGCCUCGGCCCCACAAAUAUACAUGACGUAACAGAGGAGUUUUAUUUAUUUAUACAGGAUACCCG
Messenger RNA from Suillus plorans, 679 nucleotides. RefSeq lists its product as uncharacterized. The transcript is spliced from 4 exons. The record is from RefSeq and is a predicted model, not a curated record. The coding region runs from base 33 to 572 and encodes 179 amino acids. Lineage: Eukaryota; Fungi; Basidiomycota; Agaricomycetes; Boletales; Suillaceae.